This is a messenger RNA of Syngnathus acus (greater pipefish), 3767 nucleotides long. It is a transcript of the gene cep126, whose product is annotated as centrosomal protein 126. Bases 183 to 2234 code for a protein of 683 amino acids. The transcript has 9 exons. Gene Ontology annotation, biological process: cytoplasmic microtubule organization; non-motile cilium assembly; mitotic spindle organization. The record is from RefSeq and is a predicted model, not a curated record. Lineage: Eukaryota; Metazoa; Chordata; Actinopteri; Syngnathiformes; Syngnathidae. Gene Ontology annotation, cellular component: centrosome; ciliary base; midbody.
UUUGUCCCGUUGCGCUUUCAGGAUGUGUCUCUUGACGAGGCGGCUCAUGAUCUUCUGGAAAAUGGAAAUAGAGCGGCCUCUGCUGGACAAUCUUGGUAUACGCACAGCAACCGUUGCCACGGAAGUGCGUCUUGAGUCGUUUAAUAAUGGCUGCACCGUUCAUAAACAUCCAGAGAUGAGUGAUGUCGAGCCUCCAGCAGGAGAGAACAGCACUGGUUGAGGAGCAGAAGGUCAACAGAGAGCGAGCUCGCAGAUGUGUGCAGGAGACCAACCGCAGACGCAGGGAUCUGAGGGAGAAACAGCGGCUGUGGGUGCUGCAGGAGCAACAGCGGCGUGAAGAAGUCCUGCAGCAACGCCGCCAGAAGAUUCAUGCUGUCACUGAGCACUUCCAGAGGUCUUUCGUGCCUCCCUCUCAGAGGCCGACCCAAUGCGAGCGACUCGACUUGGGAAAGGACUGUCCAAAUUUGGAAGAUGCCCUCAGUCAAAUCCGAGGCCCCAAGCAGGUGUCCGCCAUCCACAGUCAAACAAGCAACGCCCCCGCUUCCAGACCCCCCGCCGCUGCGUUGUCAGAAUCGCCCCGACACCACACUCCCGCCGCGGUGCAGGCGUACGUGGGACGUCAGGAGCAGAGCACCUAUGCCCGCAAGUGGCAGGAACUUCCAAAGAAGCAACUGGAGCAUAGCGGACAGGAUGACAACAUGUCCUGCUGCUCCAAAACCGACAGUGUGUGCAGUCAGGACAGCUUGGAGAAUGAGGAACCCAGCAAGAGCACCUUCCUGCACUACUCUGAAAAGCCCAUCCAAGACCUCAAGUGCGCCAACGACAUGCGUCAUCUGCUGUCGGUGCCCGGGCCCACUUUGGUGGCCGUGAAGCCGCACAUCCACAGGCUCCCUGCCGACCUCAACUACAACCUGCCCACCCAGAAGGAAACCUGCGCCUCUGUCAAUAACCUCAACAAGUUCUCAGCGGACUUCGCCAUGUGGAAGCACAUCAAUACGGGAAGCCCAAAGUGCCAACUGAGUCACGAAUCCAGCGGGUCCGUGGCGUCCUCACCUGCGGCCUGCAGAGUCCAGUUCACCAAAGGCAUCCUUAAAACUACGCCCGGAGAAACGCCGGCAGAAUCCCCGCGGGCUCACCUCAACGCCGUCAAACCCGUCCAGUUCUUGGUGUGCGACAGCAUCGAAGUGGCCAAAGCCAGGUCCAAGCCCGCGGAGUCCAAGAACUCCUGCAAGAAACUGCGCUGGCUGGACGAGGAGGCCGGCGAACCCGACGGGACGCGAGCCAGAGACAGCCACUCGCAGAAGUGGGCAGAUGUCGGGGUUCAAGUCAACGCCGAUGCCAUGGGCUCGCACGUCCCUCGCGGGGACUACUCGACGAGAGUCGGGACGGCUCUGCUUCCCUCGGGCUCCGUCGCCCAAUCCCCGGUCCCGGUGUCCAGGAUCCGGGGGGAGUUGCAGACCACCAUGAAGCACGGGGGCCCCGCCAGGGGCUCGUAUGGCAGCGACCAAACCCGCGCCAGCCAUCAGCUCCUUCUUCCGCCUCCUGAGGAGGCUCCGCACAAAGACACCCAGCGACUUAUGACGGGCGACAGUUCCGCCAUCAAUGCUCACCCGACGCCCGCAUUUCCCCGCCCUACGCCUGACAGCAUCUGGAAAGGCUCGCCCGCUUUCAGUCAGCCGCCCACACCCGGGGGCGGCGGUCGAGGCCGGAGGGUGUUAUCGGGGGAAAAAGUGUUGGACCGCACCCCCACCAAUGAGGAGAUCUAUCAGCUGUGCCAGGAUGUCCGCAACGCCUUUGUCAGCACCGCGGGACAGCAACUGGACACGUCAUUAGACAAAGCCACGACCCCCCGAUGUCAGGCUUUCACGGGUGGGCGGGCCACAAACAAAUCCGCUGUGGAUCAGAAUCGCCGACCUUCUGGGUCAACCAGUAAGAAACCUGAAUUCUUUAAGAUAACAAAUCUCCAGGCUACAAAUCCAGUAGGACUCUCUCCCAAAGACCACUACACGGAUCAGCCAAACAAAGGCGUCAAAACCGGCAGUCAACGCCGCCUCAGCGACCUGUACGCCUACGACAACCACAACAAAGCACACAAGAUCACCUCGCAGCCACACCAGCAGCAGUACCAGCGCCGACACCCGGCGCCGAUGUCCAUCUCCAUGGAGGAGCAGAGAAUCUUUCAAUCCCUGAACCGACUCAACUGCCAGCUGUUCCGCAAAGGUGGCUUGCAUUGACCCGAGUCCAGCGGUAGCAUUUAAUUUCUAACCAAACGUGCCUUAUCAAAGGACAAAAACGGGUCAGAGAGCCUGAUUUCAAUUUCAAGCCUGCAUAGUCAGCGUUUUUUUUGUUUUUUGGUGGAACAAUGUGGGCAAUUAUUUGUAUCUUUAAUGUACAUAGUACAAUCAAAAGUAAUAUUUGUAACAAGCUCAAACUUACUGUUGGCUCAAUUAAAAAAAAUAAAAGCUUUCUCUAGCUAAAUAACAUGAGCCAAAGUAUUUCUGAUGCAACUCUUGAACUGUUUGAAAUGAUCCUAAAAUGAAAGCGCUUAGGUGGGUGGGGGUUCCAGCUUGACUUGGGGUUACCUCGCUCCUCCUCCCAACAUGUCUGAUUUUGCCCUUUUGUCGGCCUGCUCAUACUUGCUCCAAAAAGUAAACGUGGAGGAAGCCCACCUAAAGUGUCAACGGCUCUUCGCCGUAUGACUCUAAAAAUAAAAACUGCUCAGCACAAGCCCGUGCAUGUCCUUAAAUCCCAUCCAAAAACCACAUGGCUUAUUUCCAUUUUCUAGAUGGUGAUUCAGUAGCCCGUAAUGGCUCAUUUGUUGCCCGUUUUUCCUGAACGCUGACAGGAGGUGGUGUGCUUUCAUGACAUUUAAGCCCUCGGCCGGGACAACACCCAAGAAAGACAGACGGAAAAUAAGGGAAGACGUUUCCACUCGGUUGCAAGUUGCAGCUUGCGUGGUGGCGGGGCCCUAAUCUCCAGCGUUUUGUCACAGUCCAUUUGAAAAUACUUGUUGAGAAGGUGAAGCUUACUAGCUAACUUGGAGAUUUAACUCCAGGCUGCUAUUAAAUAGACUUAAUUGCGCAACUUGUUUCUACUUAGCAGAGCCAACACAAAAAUUAGAUAGUCAGGCAAUUUUGUUCUGUUGCUUAAUAUGAAUUGUGCUGGAAAGAAAUUAAUGCCAGUGGGAAAUAGCCUAAAGGACAACACAUGGGUCUGUUCUAAAAAUAGCUGACCAGUGAUGCGACACUCUUAAACAUUUCUUCAUGUACCAAAUAUUCUUAUUUUGUUAAAAAAAAGAAACUCAGAAUAUUUGUUCAACGAGAAAAAAAAUGCUUUUAUUUACCCUUUUUUUUUGUAAGCUCAUGAAACAGCUUGUAGUUACACAUGUCAAACUGUAGGGGGCGCCCGAUCUCUCCUUUGUGCUGUAACACGAUCCAACCCAUAAUACAAUCACAUCAGGCUAGCGUAAUACAAGUGACCCGUAGAUUGAUUGACAGUAAUACAGUUUGAAGACAUGAGAGGAUAUUGGAAGAGAGCACACAAAUUUUAAUGGAGGAGUCGGGUUGGGGGGAGGACAGAUGCCUGAAAAGAUGUUAACCAAACAUGAGACCACCUCCAAGUGGGUGGUCCACUCGCAUCGCUGCCGACUGUCCCUUUAAUAUGUCUCACUGCGUUACAGUGACGACCACAAGCAAGACUGCUGGCUACUUUUAGUACUUUCAUAAUAUUAAGAAAAAAAAAAUUGCACUAUAUACAAAGAUCCAAUU